AUGUCGUCAGUUCUGGGGCCCUUGUCUGGAGCCUACGAAGACAGACAGUACAUCCCUGCCAUGAAUUUGAUGUGGGAUGAAGUGGACAAGUGCUUCGACCCAAGCUACAUCCUUGGAGAAGCUGGGCACCGCUUCUGCCAAACAUACGCUGUUAGGGCAGCCCAUGCAGAAUUUCCUUACGCCCUCCACUGCUUGUCGCUGAUGUGUGCUCUUGUGAACGGUGCCAAAGUGGCUGUCUUUGCUACCUCGCCAUCGCCUUUGACCCAGACGAGAAAAUCAUCCUUGACAGGACAUGCAAAGGCUUGUGGGCAGGAGUUGGACGCAAUCAUCUUGACGAACGCGGAGUCCAAGCUGGCGACAUAUUGUGUGGAAGAAGGCGCUCCUGCGCCAGUGCAGCACAGGUUGAAGCCGAAGCUAUUCUCCGCAAUGGUUGCCAGCGCAACACCUGAGGAGUGGUUCCAUCGAUGCUCGGGCGAUUGGAACCGGGUCCGAAAUGCUAACAAGUUGCCCGGAGACUGGUCUGGCCGAUGCUGGUUUGGCUUGCUGGGGAAUUUUGAUGAGGCCUACGACUUCCUGCUCAGCUUGGGUCUCUUGUCCGAUGGGCCUGCGUCCAAGGAGAAAGCCAAGGCAAGGGUGAACCCGUACCAGAGUGCCUUCAACAAGCUCUUGCAGUUUGGAACCAGAGCUUGCGCCACGAAAACGAAUGAGAGCUAUGGAGAGACGCUUGCUAGAACCGUUAGCAUGGGGAUCACUUGCGAUAUGCGCCCUGCGCAACACAUCCCUAUGGAAAGAGGAGUUUCCCGGCACCGAUGGGUUCCUCUCACAGCCGAAAUUGCGGAACUGCUGGGCAUAGCCAAAGAGGCUGCUUCGCCAGAUGCUGCUGCUCAGGAGUGGAAAGACGUUGGCCUUGAAGAUGAAAAAGCAGUGCACCUCACCCAGAAUGCAGCGGGCGACUAUGUCCCAUCAGAAGAUGGGUACCCUGUGAGGCUCUUGGAUGGCAAGAUGAGCCGCCUACGGUUCAAACGUUCUCCUGCGUCGACGUCUGGGUUUGAAGCUCAGCGGCGCGUUGCCAACAGAAGCUUUGCCAUUCCAGCAGAGUGCUCCCUCACGGCCGCUGUCUCCCGAGUCAGUGCCUACUUCGACCAACCUCACCAAGUCAUUGCCCUCACUCCGGAGGCGGAGUCUUGGCACAUGUCCUACCAAGGUCCAGAAGCUGAAGCAUAUUGCUUUGGGAGAUGCAGCGAAAAGCCGCUGGUUCUUGAUGAAGUGCGGGCAAGUGAUUUUGGUUUUGGCGAGAAUGGCGUCACAGUCCAGCCUGACGGUCUCUUCAGCCGUCACUGGACAGACCGGGCAAUCCUGAAGCACACCUUGCUGACCGGCAAGCCAAAGAUGACUCGCAAAGAAGCGUGUGACAAAAUGCGCACCAGCAGGGAACAGGGCCGCCGCAAAGCGCUUCCGAAAGAGAAAUGGACAGCGGUCAUGGCGGCAGCCGCAGAGCAGCAUUCCAGCAUCCUUCAGCUCCAGGGUGAGACUUUGUGUUUGAAAGUGAUCCCAGACACAGCGCAGGGCAAGGUGAAGUACCACAAUGAAUUGAUGAGGGCUUGUGGGCUGACUUUGCGGGAGCUGGUGGUCGCCAUGGAGAAAGUAUCCAGCAACCAGGAAAGGAAGCGCCAGGAAGAUCGGCGCAAACGGCCCAGAGAUGAGGAGUGA
Messenger RNA from Durusdinium trenchii, 1710 nucleotides. The record is from the annotation of a GenBank genome assembly. Lineage: Eukaryota; Dinophyceae; Suessiales; Symbiodiniaceae.